AUAACAAGGACGUGUCGGUGAUGAUGAGCGAGAUGGACGUGAACACCAUCGCAGGCACGCUGAAGCUGCACUUCCGUGAGCUGCCCGAGCCCCUCUUCACUGAUGAGUUCUACCCCAACUUCGCAGAGGGCAUCGCUCUUUCAGACCCAGUUGCAAAGAAGAGCUGCAUGCUCAACGUGCUGCUGUCCCUGCCGGAGGCCAACCUGCUCACCUUCCUUUUCCUUCUAGACCACCUGGAAAGGGUGGCAGAGAAGGAGGCAGUCAAUAAGAUGUCCCUGCACAACCUCGCCACUGUCUUUGGCCCCACGCUGCUCCAGCCCUCCGAGAAGGAGAGCAAGCUCCCUGCCAACCCCAGCCAGCCCAUCACCAUGACCGACAGCUGGUCCUUGGAGGUCAUGUCCCAGGUCCAGGUGCUGCUGUACUUCCUGCGGCUGGAGGCCAUCCCUGCCCCGGAUAGCAAGAGACAGAGUAUCCUGUUCUCCACCGAUGUCUAA
Messenger RNA from Nomascus leucogenys (northern white-cheeked gibbon), 494 nucleotides. Its product is annotated as breakpoint cluster region protein-like. Gene Ontology annotation, molecular function: GTPase activator activity. The record is from RefSeq and is a predicted model, not a curated record. Gene Ontology annotation, cellular component: membrane. Gene Ontology annotation, biological process: signal transduction; positive regulation of GTPase activity. The annotation marks the transcript as partial. The transcript has 4 exons. NCBI's taxonomy places the organism in Eukaryota, Metazoa, Chordata, Mammalia, Primates, Hylobatidae.